UGUAAUCUGGUAUUUCUGACUUCCCAGUGACAUGUGGGCAGUUGGUGGACAUUUUGCACUGAACAGAAACUCAUGAAAUGUCAUAAAAAAUAAAAAACAUGUCUUUCAAGCAUACAGUACACACUGUACAUAGUGUUUCAUGGAGACAUAAAGCUGAUUCUACCUGCGGAAUGUUAGAACGUGUGACUGUCAAAGACUUUAGAACUCUGUGAUGUCACAAAGGCCUGCAGGGUUCAGAUCAGUCCGUUCUGCGGUUCUGCUCUCACUUUGUUCGAGUGAGUUUCAGCACGAGGACAAACCUUUCAGACAUUUCAGUUUCGACACGGUGAACGAGACACGGAGAAACACCAAGCAACAAGAUGUCUAUGAAUUACAGGGAGAAAGUUCAAUCUUUGACAUCCUCCUCAGAUGACGACUCUCUCGUUAUUUUGGACACCCUGGCCUCCCCCUCCUCCAAAUACUUUGUGAAGUCUAUUUUGGGGGAGGGCAGCUUUGGAACCGUCACCAAGUGCAUAAAGGCAGCCACAAAAGGAACGGUGGCUGUGAAGAUAAUGAAGAAAAAAAGUUUAACGUCCGAGGCGCAGAAUGAGAUGGCCAUCCUUGAAUACCUGAGAGCUUUCGACUCAGACAGAUUCAACUUUGUCAAGUGGACUGAUAGCUUCAUUGACCGAGAGCACGUUUGCAUAGAGUUUGAACUGCUCGACAUAAGUCUGUUCGAUUUCAUGCGGAAGAAACAUACCUGCUGUCUCUCUGUGAACGAAAUACGUCCUAUCUUAUACCAGGUGGCUACAACUCUAGAAUUCCUGAGGAACCUCGGACUUGUUCACGCCGACCUCAAACCAAACAACAUCAUGAUGGUGGACCAUGUAAACCAGCCGCUGAAGGUUAAAAUGAUCGACUUUGGCUUAGCUCGUCACGCCUCACAGUCACAGAGGGGCUCGUAUCUCCAGCCACGCUAUUACAGGUCUCCAGAGGUCAUCCUUGGACUUCCCUACACAACAGCCAUUGACAUCUGGUCUUUGGGCUGCAUCGCUGCAGAGCUUUUCUUGGGCAAUGUCUUGUACCCCGGGGACAGUGAAUAUGACAUGUUACGACAUAUUACGCAGACUCAGGGUCAGCUGCCACAGGAACUUCUCAACAAUGGACUAAAAACCGAGUGGUUUUUUCGGAGGAAGAUGUAUCGUCAACGUCAGUGGACAUUAAAGACACCAUUCGAGUAUGGACGCGCAGUUUUUACUGAGACUCAUUUCAACUCCCUGGAUGAUCUAAAUAAGGUAAAGCCAGUCUGCCAUCUGUCAGAUGAGGACAACAGGGCAGAAAUCACAGACAGGGAGACCUUUGUAGAUCUGCUGAAGAAGAUGCUGCAGCUGGAUGUCAGCAAAAGGAUAACACCCAGUCAGAUUCUUGAGGAUCUAUUCAUCACCAUGAAUGACCUUGCAGCCAGCUACCCCAACAGCCUCUACAAAAAAUCAUCUUGUGAAAUGAUGCAAGUGUGUCAGGAUCAGCAGCCAUGCCUGAGCCCACAGGCCUCCACCAGCACCAGCACCAGCACCAGCACCAGCACCAGCACCAGCACCAGCACCAUCAGCACUGCCCCCCUGGACCAGUCAAUCUCCCGACAGCCACGUCCUGCUUGGCACAGACACAAAGAACAUCCCCUCAUCCAGAACAUUGCAUCAGCCAUCUCCAGCAGCCUCUCCAUCCACAACGACAUAUCAGAACCUCAGCAAAUUAGCUUUUCUGUUAACCACAAAAGGAGCGAACCAGAACACCGGUUGCCUGUCAGCUCUAAGGUUCGGUCCUGUCCAGGCAGAGAUGGUCUUACCAGGAAAAGAUCGAGGGACACUUUUGAAUCUUCAAUGAGUAGUGAAAGAAGCACAAAAAGGACCCUGCCGGCGCAGAAGAGGAGGAAGGUGAACAUGGAUUUCUUCGAGACACUCAAAAGUAGGCUCGACUAUGGCAGCAUUGGUCAGUCAAUCAAUCCAGAGAGCAAAAGACCAUGGGUCACACUGGUAACUGCACAAAGCUGCAACAGAAGCUCAGGCUCACCAGAGAGGGAACGGAGAAUGAAGGAUGGUGAUCAGACACCCAAAGAAUUACCUCAAAACACUAACAAGACUCCAGCAGAAGCAACAUCCAGCGCAGCCGAAGCAAAGCAUCAGAGGAAGAGGACAUGGGCCACUUUUGUAGCCUCACAUAGUGGGACAAGAACACCAGGCACUGGCUCACCAAAGAGGAAGAGGAUGAGGAUGGACCCAGAGGAGGUGGAGAAAAAAACAAAGGUGUCCAACAACUCUCACCAGGCUUCAUCUAGCAUGUCCAAAGAGUCACAGCGUGACGAAAAAAACCCAGACUGCUCAUCUCCAGACAUGCCGAGG
Molecule: messenger RNA, 2378 nt
Organism: Scatophagus argus
Lineage: Eukaryota; Metazoa; Chordata; Actinopteri; Scatophagidae
Product: homeodomain-interacting protein kinase 1-like
Exons: 15
Biological process (GO): peptidyl-threonine phosphorylation; peptidyl-serine phosphorylation
Cellular component (GO): nucleus; cytoplasm
Molecular function (GO): protein serine/threonine kinase activity; protein tyrosine kinase activity; ATP binding
Source: RefSeq, a predicted model, not a curated record